GCACGCGACUAUCAGCAAAACCGCCCUCGUGGCAAACUGGUGGCUUUGAAAGUCAUGCGCGCCGACAUGUCCAGCACGGCAGGAGACGAGAUGCCCGAGUUGAUCGUCUCGAAGGCCCUCCGUGCGAUCACUGGCUCUUGCGACUUUCAGACUGUGGACGAUCACUUCCUCGUGCAGGGCCCGAACGGAUGCCAUCAAGUCCUUGUCUCCGCGUUUGCUGGCCCUAGCAUUCUCGCCAUCACAAACUGCCCAGGAAGAAUAACUGGAAGUCGACGUUUGCGCGGGGAUUUAGCGAGGAAGGUUGCGAAGCAGACAACGAUGGCGAUAAUGCGCAUGCAUCUUGCAGGAAUAGUUCAUGGAGAUCUAACCUCAUCAAACAUCCUAUUCCGCGUGGCGGAGCCGGUCUUUGACUGGACCGAUGACGAGGUUUACGCUCAUCUGGGAAGACCUCGCUUUGACGAAGUUAAGACGAUCGACGGUUCACCUCGCGGCCCUCAUGCACCCGCCCACCUCUUCGACUCGGUGAAUCUGUCUCGACUGGCAGAUCUAUCGCUUCUCCAAGAACGCAUCAUCCUCAUCGACUUCGGCCAGUCUUAUGUGAUUUCCGAUCCACCAAGGGAUUAUCGGCCUGCCACGGCGAUACACUACAAGCCCCCAGAGAUGCGCUUCGAGGGGCGUACGGGUCCCGAGGCUGACGUAUGGGCACUCGCCUGCGCUAUCUAUGAGAUUCGGGCGGGCUGUUCCCUGUUUGAAUCGUUCAUGGCGGACAAUGCAACCGUUAUGAGAGAAAUUGUUACCAUGCUCGGGAGGUUACCAGAUCCUUGGUGGCGCUCCUUCGAGCCGAGGACUGAGUGGUUCGAGGAAGAUGGAGAGCCGAAGGACCCUGAUUUGAAGAUUUCUAUUCCGGAGUUGGUGAGCUUUAUAGGAACUGAGGAUGAACCGCCGUCCAUGGACGAGGGUCCGAUGAUAGAGAAGUGCGGGGUUAGGCCGUCGGAGGAGGAAGUAGAACUACUGUCUGAUCUGCUGUUAAGGAUGCUGAAGUAUCGGCCAGAGGAGAGGGCUACGAUGGAGGAGGUCCUCGAGCACAGGUGGUUCAAGUUAUGAAAGCGCUGUGCAUAUUUCUGUAGAAUCUUGCUUCAACC
Messenger RNA from Punctularia strigosozonata HHB-11173 SS5, 1142 nucleotides. RefSeq names its product kinase-like protein. The coding region runs from base 67 to 1104 and encodes 345 amino acids. Gene Ontology annotation, molecular function: protein kinase activity; ATP binding. The transcript is spliced from 2 exons. NCBI's taxonomy places the organism in Eukaryota, Fungi, Basidiomycota, Agaricomycetes, Corticiales, Punctulariaceae. The record is from RefSeq and is a predicted model, not a curated record. Gene Ontology annotation, biological process: protein phosphorylation.